This is a messenger RNA of Dipodomys ordii (Ord's kangaroo rat), 1368 nucleotides long. Its product is annotated as L-gulonolactone oxidase. The coding region runs from base 1 to 1368 and encodes 455 amino acids. The transcript has 11 exons. Lineage: Eukaryota; Metazoa; Chordata; Mammalia; Rodentia; Heteromyidae. Gene Ontology annotation, molecular function: D-arabinono-1,4-lactone oxidase activity; FAD binding. Gene Ontology annotation, cellular component: membrane. The record is from RefSeq and is a predicted model, not a curated record.
AUGACCCGGAUGCUUGCCUGCUCAGACCUGGCUUGUUGCCUGAUACAGGUCCACGGACACAAAGGAGUCCAGUUCCAAAACUGGGCGAAGACGUAUGGCUGCUGCCCAGAGAUGUACUACCAGCCCACAUCCGUGGAAGAGAUCAGAGAGGUGCUGGCGCUGGCCAGGCAGCAGAACAAGCGGGUGAAGGUGGUGGGUGGAGGUCACUCACCCUCCGAUAUCGCCUGCACCGAUGGCUUCAUGAUCCACAUGGGCAAGAUGAACCGAGUCCUGAAGGUGGACAAGGAGAAGAAGCAGGUGACGGUGGAGGCUGGCAUUCUCCUCGCUGACUUGCACCCACAGCUGGACAAGCAUGGCCUGUCCCUGUCCAACCUGGGAGCCGUGUCAGACGUGACGGCAGGGGGCGUUAUUGGGACUGGGACGCACAACACUGGCGUGAAGCAUGGCAUCCUACCCACCCAGGUGGUGGCGCUGACCCUGCUGACGGCCGAUGGAGUCCUUCUGGAAUGCUCCAAGUCCAGCAAUGCGGACGUGUUCCAGGCUGCGCGAGUGCACCUGGGCUGUCUGGGCGUCAUCCUCACCAUCACCCUGCAGUGCGUGCCUCAGUUCCACCUGCUCGAGACGUCCUUCCCCUCCACCUUGAAGGAGGUCCUGGACAACCUGGACAGUCAUCUGAAGAAGUCAGAGUACUUCCGCUUCCUGUGGUUCCCGCACAGUGAGAAUGUCAGCAUCAUCUACCAGGACCACACUAACAAGCCACCGUCCUCUUCAGCCAGCUGGUUUUGGGACUAUGCCAUUGGAUUCUACUUACUGGAGUUCCUUCUGUGGACCAGCACCUUCUUGCCGUUCCUUGUCUCCUGGAUCAACCGCUUCUUCUUCUGGCUGCUAUUCACCCGCAAGAGGGAGAACAGCCAUGUGAGCCACAAGAUCUUCACCUAUGAGUGCCGCUUCAAGCAGCAUGUCCAGGACUGGGCCAUCCCCAGAGAGAAGACCAAGGAGGCCCUGCUGGAGCUAAAGAACAUGCUGGAAGCUAACCCUAAGGUGGUGGCCCAUUACCCUGUGGAGGUGCGCUUCACCAGGGGUGAUGACAUCCUGCUGAGCCCCUGCUUCCAGAGGGACAGCUGCUACAUGAACAUCAUCAUGUACAGGCCCUACGGCAAGGACGUCCCUCGGCUGGACUACUGGUUGGCCUACGAGACCAUCAUGAAGAAGUUUGGAGGCAGGCCCCACUGGGCCAAGGCCCACAACUGCACCCGGAAGGACUUUGAGAAAAUGUACCCUGCCUUCCCCAAGUUCUGUGCCAUCCGUGAAAGGCUGGACCCCACGGGAAUGUUCCUGAAUACCUACCUGGAGAAAGUGUUUUACUGA